Juglans microcarpa x Juglans regia is the source of this 1826-nucleotide messenger RNA. RefSeq lists its product as uncharacterized. Lineage: Eukaryota; Viridiplantae; Streptophyta; Magnoliopsida; Fagales; Juglandaceae. Bases 156 to 1685 code for a protein of 509 amino acids. The transcript is spliced from 8 exons. The record is from RefSeq and is a predicted model, not a curated record.
ACCCUUGCGGUCCAUUGACUCCAUUCCGCCAUAAAAAUUUCGAAAACUUUCUAUUUCCCGGCAAACUCUUAAGAGUCCAGCGGAAGAAGAAGAAGAAGAAGAACGAUCCGCUUCACCGGCAUCUUCCCUCUUGGCCCUGCCAACCUUACGAGUCGAUGGCUUGCCCGAUCCAGGGCAUGGAGUCUGUAGUAGCAACAGUCAGUGGUUACCAUGGCUUGGAGCGGUUCAACCUCAUAAAGCUGGUUUCGUAUGCUGGUGCGAAUUAUGUCGGUGUAUUGUCAGGAUCAACAACACACUUGGUGUGUUUGAAAUUUGAAGGAAAGAAAUAUGAUUUUGCCAAGAGGUUGAAUAAGAUAAUAGUCAACCAUCGAUGGGUUGAAGAAUGCAUAAAGCAAGGAAAGCGUGUCCCUGAGCAUCCUUAUAUUUUGAAUAGUGGGGAAGAGGUGGGGCCAUUAUUAUUGGAAAUCCCGCCUGUUACUGUGGGUGUGUCAACAAACAAUUGUAGAGUGCCUGCUGACAAAUUGAAUGUUUGUGACAACUCUGGAAAACAAGCUGUUGAUUUGGCGUGGGAAGUUUUUGGUCUCACAACAAGAACUGAAUCUUGUUUUUUAGAUAAGGGUUUAUUUUCUGAUCCUCAAAAGAGCAAUGACACUUCUCAUAAAUCAAAGCACAAGUUGUUUAAAAAGACUUCAGCAGAGCAGAACAGGCCAACUAGCAGAUACUGUUUAGAGGAGCCUCCUUUAUCUGGUUUAUAUAUGCAGCAUGAAGAGUCCAGUUUCCGUUCCUCUGAGCAUCUGGAUAAAGAGAAGAGAAAGAUAUUUAAUGGUAAUGGACACAAUAUUUUUUCUGAACCUUCAUGUAAAGGAAGGAGGCUUGUGAAAAAGAAUAUUUGUAUGGACAUGUUGGAGUCUGCAAAUGUAGAUUCUAACCAAAAGUGCGACCCAAUUAGAGUUCAUGACUCGUAUAGCAAAAUUUCAGCUUUUCCCAUGUGUUCGGGCGGUACACAGAAUGCCCAUAUGCAGAAAAUUGGGGUAACAUUUGAUGAUCAAUUCCAUAAUCAAAGAGGACUUAGAAAUGAAGGUCGAGAAGCUUCCAAGGAUUCAAAUUUAUUUGUUAAGCAGGAAGGAACUUCAGAAGAUGGGUGUACCAAUGUUGAUGACUUAAGCGAGGGGAUCAAAGAUGAGAGUCAAAUUGAACACGUUACUAUAUUACCAACUUCAACCGAGUUAUCAUGUGUUAUAUGUUGGACAGAUUUCAGUUCAACCAGGGGGGUUUUACCAUGUGGACAUCGAUUUUGUUAUUCAUGCAUCCAGAACUGGGCUGACCAUAUGGCUUCAAGGAGGAAGAUUUCAACUUGCCCUUUGUGCAAGGCGAUUUUUACUAGAAUAACAAAGGUUGAGGAUGCAGCCGCUACCGAUCAGAAAAUAUACUCCCAAACUAUUCCUUGCGCUCCUUCAGACUUGGAUAUUUUUAUUCUCACUGAUCAAGAGACCCGCAGUUUUGGUGCUCAGUCCUCCUUUGCACCUACUUGCAGCGCAUGCCGUUGCCGGGAGCCUGAGGAUCUCCUCAUCAGCUGCCAUCUUUGCCAGAUGCGACGCAUCCAUUCCUACUGCCUGGACCCUCCCUUGUUACCAUGGACGUGCAUGCAUUGCAACGACCUUCGGAUGAUAUACCAUCACACCUAAUACAUAUCUUAAUGUCACGAGUGUACUUCUACGAUGCUGUAUUGAUCCCUUAUACAAAAAUCAGGUGAUUCUAUAUUUUUGAUCCGCGAGAUCAAUUGACCCAAUUAGUUGAUUGAUAUAGGCAAUUACUUAGUUGGAGAA